Molecule: messenger RNA, 2101 nt
Organism: Phragmites australis (common reed)
Lineage: Eukaryota; Viridiplantae; Streptophyta; Magnoliopsida; Poales; Poaceae
Product: ABC transporter F family member 1-like
Exons: 5
Coding region: 117-1910 (597 amino acids)
Molecular function (GO): ATP hydrolysis activity; ATP binding
Source: RefSeq, a predicted model, not a curated record
CCAGCCGCCAGAGGCGGGUCGGAGUUGAGCACUUGAGUUCCCCAUCUCCCAUCCCUCAGCUCCCGAUCGCCGCCGCCACCGCUCCAAGGAUCCCGGACUCUUCCCAGAUCGGCGCCAUGGUGUCGGACGCCAGCAAGAAGAAGGCCGCGCAGAAGAAGGCCGCCGCGGCCGCCAAGAGGGGAGGCAAGGCGGCGGCUGCGUCGUCCUCAUCGUCAUCCGCGUCGGCUGCCACGGCCGCCCAGAAGGCAGCGAACGGCGUGGAGGCGCUCAAGCUCUCCGACCGCACCUGCACCGGGGUCCUCGCGUCCCACCCGCUCUCCCGCGACAUCCACAUAGAGUCUCUUUCCUUAACAUUUCAUGGGCAUGACCUUAUUGUGGAUUCUGAGUUGGAACUGAACUACGGGAGGCGAUACGGUUUGCUUGGUUUGAAUGGAUGUGGAAAAUCUACUCUUCUCACAGCAAUAGGCUGCAGAGAACUUCCUAUCCCUGAACACAUGGACAUAUACCACCUCAGCCAUGAGAUUGAAGCUUCAGACAUGUCUGCACUACAAGCUGUUGUUAGCUGUGACGAAGAAAGAGUGAAGUUGGAAAAGGAAGCUGAAAUUUUAUCUGCACAGGAUGAUGGUGGUGGUGAAGCUUUGGAUCGUAUAUAUGAGCGUCUAGAUGCGAUGGAUGCAUCAACUGCUGAAAAGCGUGCUGCUGAGAUACUAUUUGGUUUAGGCUUUACCAAGCAAAUGCAGGCAAAGAAAACUCGGGAUUUUUCUGGUGGUUGGCGUAUGAGGAUUGCUUUGGCAAGAGCACUGUUCAUGAAUCCAACAAUCCUUUUGCUUGAUGAGCCCACAAACCAUCUUGAUCUUGAGGCGUGUGUCUGGUUGGAAGAGAUGCUAAAGAAAUUUGACCGCAUACUUGUCGUGAUAUCACACUCUCAAGACUUUCUGAAUGGAGUGUGCACUAACAUCAUCCACAUGCAGAACAAGAAGCUAAAGUUGUACACUGGUAAUUAUGACCAGUAUGUUCAAACCCGCUCCGAGCUGGAAGAAAAUCAAAUGAAGCAGUACAAAUGGGAGCAAGAACAGAUUGCUUCAAUGAAAGAGUACAUUGCACGGUUUGGUCAUGGUUCUGCGAAGCUCGCACGCCAAGCUCAGAGCAAAGAGAAAACUCUUGCAAAGAUGGAGCGUGGUGGUCUCACUGAGAAGGUUGUUAGGGACAAAGUACUGGUGUUCCGCUUUACAGAUGUUGGCAAACUUCCACCACCAGUGCUACAGUUUGUUGAAGUCAAGUUUGGGUAUACACCAGAUAAUCUGAUAUACAAGAGCCUUGACUUUGGUGUUGAUCUCGAUUCUAGAAUUGCACUGGUUGGUCCCAAUGGGGCUGGAAAGAGCACUCUUCUGAAGCUCAUGACAGGUGACCUGUCUCCAUUAGAUGGCAUGGUCAGGCGCCACAAUCACCUGCGCAUUGCCCAGUACCAUCAACAUCUCGCAGAGAAGCUGGACCUGGACAUGUCGGCCCUGGCUUAUAUGAUGAAGGAAUACCCUGGGACAGAAGAAGAGAAGAUGAGAGCUGCAGUCGGUAGGUUUGGCCUGACAGGGAAGGCGCAGGUGAUGCCAAUGAUGAAUCUCUCUGAUGGGCAGAGGAGCCGUGUCAUCUUUGCAUGGCUGGCAUAUAGGCAGCCGCAACUGCUGCUGCUUGACGAGCCGACGAAUCACCUGGAUAUCGAGACCAUUGAUUCCCUGGCGGAGGCACUGAACGAGUGGGACGGUGGUUUGGUCCUGGUGAGCCAUGACUUCAGGCUGAUCAACCAGGUCGCUCAAGAGAUCUGGGUGUGUGAGAACCAGGCAGUAACCAGGUGGGAAGGUGAUAUCAUGGAGUUCAAGGCCCACUUGAAGAGCAAGGCUGGUCUAUCUGAUUAGAAGGCUUUGAAAAUUCUUCUCUUUGGAGAUUUAUUAUAACCAACCCUGAGUUUUCUAAACUCUAUUACGUAGUCCCGGUUUUGCAGUAGCAGAUUAUCGGAAUGAUCAUUAUGUAUCGGAUUCACUCCUUGACUUUUCAUCAGAACAAGAGUAUUUAUAGUACAUGAAAUAUCUAUCCACAUUUUUUGAAA